This is a messenger RNA of Caenorhabditis auriculariae, 871 nucleotides long. The record is from the annotation of a GenBank genome assembly. NCBI's taxonomy places the organism in Eukaryota, Metazoa, Nematoda, Chromadorea, Rhabditida, Rhabditidae.
AUGCUCUUGGCAAUCUUGGCGGCUCUAUUCGCUACCGUCGUCGCCGACUGUGACGUCUCCUCUUUUGGAGAGGCCAACAAAGAUCUCGCCGUUGCAGUCUGUCGCGUCGAGGUUCGGGAUUCCAUCAAAACAUCUUCUCUUGUUUUUUAUCCUGGUAGAGGAUUAAAUUUUCAUGUUUUCGUAUAGCGCACAAGUUUUUUGGAAGAGAGCCUCUCAAAUUAAGAUUUCCUAAUUACUUCUUCUUAGAAAGAUUUGAAAAUUGUUGGAGAGUAGGAAAAUGAAAAGCCGACUUUCACUGAAUUUAUUUAUGAUAAAAUUUGUUCGGAGUAAAUCCUUCUUGUUAUUGGUUUCAUUUGUAGGAUGAAUCUGGAUAACCGAUUAUUAUGUUUAGGAGCAGCUGCAUGUGGUUCAAAACGCUCUGCAAGAGUUACUUCAAAGAACUGGUAAACCUAGUUGAAAUGGACAUACAGACCUAUCGAGUUCAAGAUAUAACCAUUCCCGACGAGGAAGGAGUCCGCAUGGAGAAGCGCAAAAACGAGUUCAUCCGUUUCGGAAAGCGGAGCGCCGAGUAAGUUUCUCAUAGGCUCGACUGUUUACCGCCGCUGCUUAACAAUGCAUUUCAAAUUUGUCUCAAUUUCAGGAACAUUAAACGCAAGAACGAAUUUAUCCGGUUCGGAAAGAGGAAGAACGAAUUCAUUAGGUUAGGACCAAAGACAUCAUUAAAUGUUUCUUCCUUGCAGGUUCGGUCGAAGUGACCCGCUUCUUCUCGAAGAACUGCCAAGUACGUUAUUAUCCUUCUAAAUCUUCUGGAAUCCAAUAAUAUCGGUUUUCAGCGGACAAGAGGAAGAACGAGUUCAUCCGUUUUGGUUAA